Molecule: messenger RNA, 3774 nt
Organism: Phalacrocorax carbo (great cormorant)
Lineage: Eukaryota; Metazoa; Chordata; Aves; Suliformes; Phalacrocoracidae
Source: RefSeq, a predicted model, not a curated record
GGACAGACGUACGGGCGGGCGGCCCACGAGGGCUCCGGCCGCGGGCGGCCAUGGCGCGGCCCGGGCCCGGGCGGCUGGGGCUGGCGCUGGGGCUGGGGCUGGCGCUGGGCGCGGCGGCGGGCGCCGGCCUGGGCCUGCUGUGGCGGAGGCGGCGGCGGCGGGCAGCGGCGCGGCCCAGCACCGUCGUGCCCAGAGUGCUGGUUCCUGCAGAGGCGGGAGAUGGGGCCACGUACACACCUCUCCUAACUCAGGGCGAGCAGCUGGACGUGCUGGAGCGCCUUGACUUCGUGUUACGAAACAUUUCGGAGCUAAGAAAGGAAGUGGAGGAGCUGCGAAACAGCCUGCAGCACUUAGCUGCAGAGAUCGUUGGUGAAGUCAGGUCCCAUCUGGAAGAAACCCAGAAAGUAACUCGCCGGAGGCGGUUUCCGUUUCCCAGGGAAAGAAGUGAUUCCACAGGCUCCAGUUCGAUCUAUUUCACAGCCAGCUCAGGAACAGCCAAUACGGACGAUGGAGAAAGUGAAGGAGGGUACACCACAGCCAACGCUGAGUCUGAUUAUGACCGGGAGUCCGAGAGAGAGAGCGAAGAAGGGGAAGAUGAAGUGAGCUGUGAAACAGUGAGAACUGUGCGACGGGAUUCUCUGGAUCUCGUCAACGAGGAUGAAACGCAUUUAUUCUUGGACUCCUCGCUAGAGGAAGGACUGGGUCAGCUACUGCAGCAGGCAGACCGCUUGCACGACGGAAAUGAGCAGGAGAAGAGAGAGGGGUUCCAGCUGCUGCUGAAUAAUAAACUGGCGUACGCGGACCAGACAGACUUCCUCUGGCGCCUGGCCCGCGCGCAUAGCGACAUGUGCGAAAUCACAGAAGACGCAGAUGAGAAGAGGUCGUACGCGUCUGAUGGGAAAGAAGAGAUAGAAAUUGCCUUACAGAAAUGGGAUCAAAGUGCUGAGUGCCAUCAAUGGUACGCUAUUCUCUGUGGGCAGCUAUCGGAGCAUGAGAGCAUUCAGAAGCGUAUUCAAACUGGAUAUAUUUUUAAGGAACACAUUGAUAAAGCGAUUGAAUUGAAACCAGAGGAUCCAAAGGCUUACUACCUUCUGGGCAGGUGGUGUUACCAGGUUUCCCACCUGGGAUGGCUGGAAAAAAAGACUGCUUCUGCUUUGUUUGAAGCCCCUCCUACAGCCACUGUACAGGACGCACUGCAAAACUUCUUACGGGUUGAGGAACUGAGCCCAGGAUUUUCCAAAGCAGGAAGAGUAUACAUUGCCAAGUGUUACAGGGACCUGGGGAAAAGCUCUGCAGCCCUUCACUGGAUGAAUCUUGCUUCAGAGCUGCCAGCUAAUACAAAAGAGGAUGCAGAAAGCGAGAGAGAACUCGAAGAGAUGCAAGCUGUCUGGGAAGAAUAAAUACAUAAAGCCACAUUCCACGUGAUGCUGCACAGACAGUAAAAUUCCAGUUAAAGGGGUUUCGGGAUCCUGACAACUUCGAUUGCACCGCGUGGAUAAGGCACAAGUUUACAGGAAAAAGCACGCAGCCGUCUCCUCGGCGCAUCCAGGAAAAGAUCUUGGUGGGAUUUAAUCAGAUACACCAUUCUGUGUUAUUUUCUGUCUUAGAGCACUGCAUAUGUUUGGUUUUUAAAACUCCUUAAAAAUGCCAAAUUCCCAAAAACGAGUGUGUGGGCAGGACUUGUGAUAUAAAAAUAUUUGUGGUUAUAUAUGUGAGAGAUAUACUUUGUGAUAUAAAAAUAUAUAAUUAUUUGUAUAUACACGUACAUAUUUUAUAUCACAAACUCUACCUGACAGCCGGAGCUUGGGGCCUGCUUGCCGGUGAGCUCUCCCAGCUGAUUCCUGAGGAAGGCUUCAGCCAAAACUUUUUUUUUUUCAGAUUAACCGUUUUCUCUUUUUCUUAAUAAUAUGCAUUGAUUGAAUUGGUUGAAGUACCUGAUUACAUGCCUUUCCUAGGCGUUUAGGUGAGGUGGUAUUCCGAGGCGCUGCUGGGCGGUCAGCGCGCCGCUGGUUGGUACCGGCGGGGUGUUCUCGCGGCCCUCGGCCCGUGCAUUCACACGGGCGCUGAAACUGUGACUUAAUAACAAAUAAAAAAGACAACAACAGGGACUUAAUAAGCGAGUUGUCGGCCCGCCCUUCCUUGCUGUGAAAAAAUUGAUGGUGGUGCCCGAAGCACACUCUGGCCGGGUCUUUCCGACUAUGCUUGAACUACCUUACUGGUUUUCCCUGGGGGGAGCCAGCACUGCAGGGAGUUAUUCCAGGGGACCGCCGAGAUUUCCCUCCCAAGGCAAACCCUUAGAGGGGCGUUGCUUUUGUGAGAGAAGUGAGGAGUAACGUUUUAAACUUUAGGACUUCCUUCGCUCACGUGAGGUUAAAAACGCCUUGCGUCCCUCUAAACCGCACUGCUGUGGUUUAGGUGCGAUGGUUUAGUUUGGAAAGGAGUUAUUUCUCAAUGAAACGCUGGUUACAGGAGCAGGAGUGCUCUGGGGCAAAGGCGAAGCUUCCCGGUAACUCCGUGGCUCCUUGGGCGGCAGCGGGGCGGCGAAGCCGGCGGCUGACGCUCCCGCUGGGUACCAAACAGACCUAGUAACCUGUGCUGCUCGCCGACACAGACGGUGAAGCCAAAACGCCCUUCAUUCAGCAAGGCUUUCCCGGCAGCCCUUCAGAUUUCAGCUGGCAGCUAACCGGGUGCUUAUUUUUUAACGUUCAUUACGUCUUGCCGUGUUGUGCAGUGUCUGUAAAGUGCAAGAGUAAAAUGUUUCCGAAGCACCUUUUUAGUCCCUUGCACAUGUGUAUGAAACUGAUGGGGGUUUUUACUUUGUGAAAAAUGACACCGGAGGGGAAGUGUGUAGAAAACUCGAGCUUAAAACCUUCCUAUUUUAUAGAUUCAGUGCUUUUAACUUUGUUUUUUUCAAUUUCUUCCCCAAAUUAAACUCUCUAAAAUGUUGGUGCUGAACUCAUCUCAUGAGAUUCAGGCGAGUGUGCAAUUGGCUUUAUUGGCUUGAAACAAUAAAAAUCGAUACUUUUAAAUGGAGAACUGAAUCCUGGCAGGCGAAAGGGGAGCCCUGUGGUUUUGUUGUGCGGAGCUGCCCUCGCGGCGCAGGGGCGCUGGAUCUGUAACCGCGGGACAGUUUUAUACUUGAUGUGAGCUGCUCCUUCAGCUCUUCAGGGGAAUGAUGAAGCUGCCUUUUUUACAUACUAUGAAUCUGUCUGGUUUUGAAUAUUUCCCAGUGGAUGACCAUUUUCCCCUACACACGCAGUCUUUAAAUAUUGCACGAGUUUUUCAUCUCUUUUCUGCUUGGCUGCUUAAGCCCAGCUGGGAAAUCCUCAACAGCGGUACCCAAAAGACGACGAUCAGCAACGUGGCUCUUUCACAGAGGAUUUGCAGAGUUGUUUUUUUCUGGAGAGAAAUGGUAACAGCUCUCAAAACAGUCCCAUAGUUACAUGUACUUGCGUCGCCUUCCCCUGCCAGCAAGUCCCAGAGUGGUGUUCGUCAGUGAUGGUUGCUGUUCUGUGUGCUGGUGUCGCUUAAACGUCUGUGAUGGGAGGAGUGUGAGAAGGGAAUAGUUACGCUAGCAGGAGACUCAGCUGCGGCUCCCUGAAGCCUUCACCUGUUAACUUGCCAAAGCCUAAACUGUCGGAGCCUUUGCAUCAUGUAUUUUUGGGCUGUGACUUUCACUCUCUGUUCCCACAGAUGUAAAUUCUCCUUUGAUUUUUAUUUUUUUUAAAAUUGGGGGUGUCUUUCAAAACAACAAAGGGUUGUAGCCUUGAGGGG